GGGAGCCCGCCGCUGGCCGGACUUGGCCUCGCUCCCGGAGCCGGGCGGCAGUCGCGGCGGCGCAGCCUGGCUGGAGGCGCUGGGCCCGCUUGAGCGGCGGCGGCGGCGAUCGGGGCCGCGGCGGGGAACGGGCUCCGGGCGCCGGGCAUCGGGCGGGCGCCGGGGCGCGGCGCGGCGGGGAAGAUGACCGUGGGCUCCGGCGUGCUCCUCGUGCUGCUCUCGCUCUCCGGCGCGCUCCGGGCCCACAAUGGAGAUCUUACAGCCAGGGAGACCUGCAAAGCUGGAUUCUCUGAAGAAGAUUACACGGCAUUAAUCUCCCAGAAUAUUCUGGAAGGAGAGAAGGUCCUCAAAGUCAAGUUCAGCAGCUGCCUGGGGACCAAGGGGACACACUAUGAGACCGACAGCAUGGACUUCAAAGUCGGGGCUGACGGGACGGUCUUCGCCACCCGGGAGCUGCAGAUCCCCUCCGAGCAGGUGGCCUUCACCGUGACCGCGUGGGACCGCCAGACGGCCGAGCGCUGGGACGCCGCGGUACGGCUGCUGGUGGCCCAGACCUCACCCACGCGCUCUGGACACAAGGAGACGUCUGUCCAGGUUCAAGCCCUGCAGCAGAGGGUCCCGGGUCCCAGGUCCCUGCCUGUCUCGCAGUGGGACGCGUCACCUACACUCCCGCCACCAGGAGAGAAAGGAAAGAAGAGUGCAGCCCUGGACCCUGUCCAGCCGCCGAAUGACACGCUGUUGCCGUGGCCGCAGCAUCAGAGCUCCAGUGGGCUGAGGCGGCAGAAACGGGACUGGGUCAUCCCGCCCAUCAACGUGCCAGAAAACUCCCGCGGGCCCUUCCCACAGCAGCUGGUGCGGAUCCGGUCGGACAAAGACAGCGACAUCCCCAUCCGGUACAGCAUCACGGGCGUGGGCGCCGACCAGCCCCCGGUGGAGGUCUUCAGCAUCGACUCCAUGUCUGGCCGGAUGUACGUCACACGGCCCAUGGACCGGGAGGAGCGAGCCUCCUACCACCUCCGAGCCCACGCCGUGGACAUGAAUGGCAACAAGGUGGAGAACCCCAUCGACCUGUACAUCUACGUAAUUGACAUGAACGACAACCGCCCUGAGUUCCUCAGCCAGCUGUACAACGGCUCCGUGGACGAAGGCUCCAAGCCAGGCACCUACGUGAUGACAGUCACAGCCAGCGACGCUGACGACGGCACCACGGCCAACGGGAUGGUGCGCUACCGGAUCGUGACCCAGACCCCACAGAGCCCCUCCCAGAACAUGUUCACCAUCAACAGCGAGACAGGGGACAUCGUGACGGUGGCAGCCGGCCUGGACCGAGAGAAAGUUCAGCAGUACACAGUCAUUGUUCAAGCCACAGACAUGGAAGGAAACCUGAACUAUGGCCUCUCCAACACGGCCACAGCCAUCAUCACGGUGACGGACGUGAACGACAACCCGCCAGAGUUCACUGCCAGCACGUACGCAGGUGAAGUCCCCGAAAACCGGGUGGAGACGGUGGUCGCAAACCUCACUGUGAUGGACCGAGACCAGCCCCACUCCCCGAACUGGAACGCCGUCUACCGCAUCAUCAGCGGGGACCCCUCGGGCCACUUCAUUGUCCGCACGGACCCCGUCACCAACGAGGGCAUGGUCACCGUGGUGAAGGCGGUCGACUAUGAGCUGAACAGAGCGUUCAUGCUGACCGUGAUGGUGUCCAACCAGGCGCCCCUGGCCAGCGGCAUCCAGAUGUCCUUCCAGUCGACGGCGGGGGUGACCAUCUCCGUCAUGGACAUCAAUGAGGCCCCCUACUUCCCCUCGAACCAUAAGCUGAUCCGCCUGGAGGAGGGCGUGCCCACCGGCACCGUGCUAACCACGUUUUCGGCAGUGGACCCCGACCGGUUCAUGCAGCAGGCCGUGAGAUACUCAAAGCUGUCGGACCCAGCGAACUGGCUGCACAUUAAUGCCACCAACGGCCAGAUCAGCACGGCGGCCAUCCUCGACCGCGAGUCUCUCUACGUCAAAAACAACGUCUAUGAGGCCACCUUCCUGGCAGCUGACAACGGGAUCCCUCCGGCCAGCGGCACCGGGACCCUCCAAAUCUAUCUCAUUGACAUCAAUGACAACGCCCCUGAGCUGCUGCCCAAGGAGGCACAGAUCUGCGAGAAGCCCAGCCUGGACACCAUCAACAUCACAGCAGCCGACGCGGACGUCGACCCCAACAUCGGCCCCUACGUCUUCGAGCUGCCCUUCGUUCCAGCGAGCGUGCGGAAGAACUGGACCAUCACCCGCCUCAACGGUGACUACGCCCAGCUCAGCCUGCGCAUCCUGUACCUGGAGGCCGGGGUGUACGACGUCCCCAUCAUCGUCACGGACUCGGGGAACCCGCCCCUGUCCAACACGUCCAUCAUCAAAGUCAAGGUGUGCCCGUGCGACGAGAACGGCGACUGCAGCACCAUGGGCGCGGUGGCAGCAGCCGGGCUGGGCACGGGCGCCAUCGUGGCCAUCCUCAUCUGCAUCGUCAUCCUGCUCACCAUGGUCCUGCUGUUCGUCGUGUGGAUGAGGCGGCGGGAGAAGGAGCGCCACACGAAGCAGCUGCUCAUCGACCCCGAGGACGACGUCCGUGACAACAUCCUCAAGUACGACGAGGAGGGGGGCGGCGAGGAGGACCAGGACUACGACCUCAGCCAGCUGCAGCAGCCGGAGGCCGUGGAGCACGUGCUGAGCAAGGCCCCCGGGGUGCGGCGGGUGGACGAGCGGCCGGUGGGCGCCGAGCCCCGGUACCCGGCCAGGCCCGCGGUGCCCCACCCAGGAGACAUCGGGGACUUCAUCAGCGAGGGACUCCGGGCGGCCGACAACGACCCCACGGCGCCGCCCUACGACUCGCUGCUGGUCUUCGACUACGAGGGCAGCGGCUCCAGCGCGGGCUCCGUCAGCUCCCUGAGCUCGUCCAGCUCCGGGAACCAGGACUACGAUUACCUGAACGACUGGGGGCCCAGGUUCAAGAAGCUGGCCGACCUGUACGCAGGCGGCGAGGAGGAGUAAGCAGCCCCCCUGCCCCGGCGGAACGAGAACAGCGCUCGGACGGACGGACGGACGGACGGACGGGAGGAGACAGCGGGCCUUCCCGACGCCCGCGGCCGCGCCACUCGGCCGUGUGUGCGGCGUCCCCGCCCGCCCCCCGCACCGAGCUGUCUGGCACGAACACUUGUCCGCCCGCGGCCGCCCCCAGCACGGCAGCUGACUCAGCACUAAGGAGAGCAGAGGCACGGUCUGAACCUGAAUUUCUUAGGACAGAAGCGCUGUUUAAAAAGAAAAUGCAAGUGCCUUUCGGUACAUGUAUCAGAUUCCCUCACACUCAGGAGCAACUAGGAGCAAGCGGACAGACCAAGUCCCCCCAGCCCGUCCUGAGCGCCCCCAACCCCGGCCAGUCCCAGCUCUGAAGGCACGCAUUAAGGAAUUGGGGAGAAUGUGUCCUUUUUUCCGAUCUUCUAUCAAGAAAAAAAGUGGGUGACACGCUUGACAAAACUGACAAAAACAAAUUGGGGUCCAAACGCCAUAAGCCUUCUGAGUCCUCACGCUUUGCUGUGCACAGUUGGGGUCUCCCGGGCCCCUUGGGGGUCCCCGAGGCCGGAGGCCCCACCUGCAGCUGCUGCAGCAGCGAGUGCCCCUGGGGCAGGCCAAGCCAGUGGACCAGAGGCCCGCUGUACAACUGGGCUUCCACGGAAGUGUCCACCGCCCCCGACUCCCAGAUGCUGGAAAUAGCUGGGCAGGUGGGGUUCCCAGGGGCUGUCCCUGAUGCUCCGCCAUCUCUGCCCUUGGCCAUCCCCAGGGCCCCCCAGUCAAUCAUGAGGCCUCCCCCAGGGCCAACCGUGACCCUGAAUGCCACCCAGGUCCCCACUGCCUUUGGUCCAAGAGAGUACGGUGUCCCAGGAAACCACAACCAAAACCAGCCGGCAUGCCACCAAACCCUGGCAUGAGCCCUCCACCCUCUAGAUCAGACUCCCGAGGGCCCCGCCAGAGGCCCAGCGAACCCUCACCAGUGCAAACCCCCGAAGGCUCUGGACGCCUCUGGCCACCGGCGGGGCUGUGCGGGCUGCAGGGAGACCUGAGUCUCACCGGGGUUCCAGGAGGCUGGAGACGACCAGGGGGAGACUGGCAGACUCCUCCCCUGCCCUGCUCCUCUGGACCAGUUUCUGAUGCUCGUGAGCUGAUGUGGACGGCAAAGGUCAGCCCCGAACGCCGGGACAGCCCUGCCUUCGCUGUGCCAUCUGUC
Messenger RNA from Balaenoptera musculus (blue whale), 4264 nucleotides. It is a transcript of the gene CDH4, whose product is annotated as cadherin 4. The record is from RefSeq and is a predicted model, not a curated record. Gene Ontology annotation, biological process: cell-cell junction assembly; adherens junction organization; calcium-dependent cell-cell adhesion. Gene Ontology annotation, molecular function: cadherin binding; calcium ion binding. The transcript has 17 exons. NCBI's taxonomy places the organism in Eukaryota, Metazoa, Chordata, Mammalia, Artiodactyla, Balaenopteridae. Bases 184 to 3033 code for a protein of 949 amino acids. Gene Ontology annotation, cellular component: plasma membrane; catenin complex; adherens junction.